CAUCAAGUACAUAGCAACUGCCGGAUUUCUUUCACCUUGUAUUGCAGUGCAGCCAGAACAUUGUAACUGAAAGCAUGGCAGAAGAGGACGGGUGGCGGCGUUCGUCUGGGUAUUAAUUGAUUUAGAUACUGCAGGUCUAAUUGGUGUUUGUUACAAACAACAUUGGUUGUGUGUAUGUGCUGUACAUGUGAUUAUAUGCUGCUUGUACAUGUCUGUACCGAUGACAGAGUUUGAACAGUUUAAUCUUCGAAGACAGAACGCAGUGUAUGAUCUUUGAUACGGUGGUGUCAUGUGAUAAAAACAGGUGUAUUUAGAGACACGGCCCAGCAGAAGGUGUUACUGUGAGCAGGCACUCUCAGCAUGUAAAUGGUUGAUUAAAGGGAGAUUAUUUGUGAUUGAAUUGUAUAUUGCUUGUUCAUGGUCAUUAGCAUUGUCUCUCAUACUUCAUGUUUAUUUUUUAAAAACUGACUACCAAAUUUAGAAUUAGAUUUUGUCAGAUUUUUCCUGCUUUGAAAUCUAAAAAGCCAUUUUAUGUGAUUGAAAGAUUGAUUUUCAUUUGUAAGUUAAAGAAAGCAAAUUAAAAAUGAUGUUAGUAUUUGAAUUCCGAAUGCUGAUGAUGGAAUACUUGUAUAACCAAAUGGACGACAUUGCUAUGUUUUCAGUCGUGGUUAUCGUAAUGCUAGCAGGCGGUCUCUUAAAAACACACAGAAUUGCCUUUAAGUUAACUCCAUUUUACCUUUGGAAAUUUGGAGUUCAUUCUUUCACUUUUGGCAUUUUCAAUAAAAAAUAUUAUAAUGUUUUAAAUUGGGGCAAGAUUCCAACAAUUCACAAGUCACUGAAUAAUAAAAGGAAAAAGUAUACCCUUCAGUUAAGAACAUAUUGCUAUGGCUACAAGCAUCUUCACCAUGGACUUAAAAAGCAUCACUCAUCAAAACGGCACAAUAGGAUGGUUACCCUGUACCGCAAAAUGCCCCUCAAGACCAUGUCUCGGUGGUGGGGUCAGUUCAACGAGCUGUGUCUGCCGGUGUUCCUGCGGCGGCCGAUCCUGGGACUGUACAUCUGGAUGUUCAAUGUCAACCUGGCCGAGGCGCAGGUCGAAAAUCUGAGAGACUACAAGAAUCUGGGCGAGUUCUUCAGACGCACACUCAAACCUAACGUCCGCAUUGUCGACGAUGACCACAUACUCACGAGCCCCGCUGAUGGCAAGAUACUGCACUAUGGCUACGUGCACAACGGGGUCUUGGAACAGGUUAAAGGCAUGACGUACUCGCUACAGGGGUUCUUUGGUCCCAGCAUUGGCAGUACGAACAUGUCAACAGACGGCAUAGAGACGGAGGACGACUACUACAACAGACUGGGGAUCCAGCCCGGCAACCGACUGUUCCACUGUGUUAUCUACCUGGCGCCCGGUGACUACCACCGAUUCCACUCGCCGGCUCACUGGACCAUUCAGCACAGGAGACACUUCCCAGGAGAGUUACUGAGUGUAAAUCCUGGGAUAGCUAGAUGGAUCCAGGGCCUGUUCAACUUCAAUGAACGGGUGGUAUACACGGGAAACUGGGAGCAUGGUUUCUUCUCCCUGACUGCAGUGGGAGCCACCAAUGUUGGUUCUAUCAAAAUAUAUUGUGAUCAGGAUUUAACAACGAACAACAAAAUCAAGUAUUCUGAAGGUACUUACUUUGACUGGAAAUUUCCAGAACCCAUUAGAGUUGAGAAAGGUGAAAUGUUUGGAGAAUUCAACUUGGGUUCGACAAUUGUGCUCAUUUUUGAAGCUCCAAAGAAUUUUGAUUUCAAGAUACAAAAUGAACAAAAAAUUAAAUUUGGACAACCUGUUGGUGACCUAUAAUUAUAAACAAAGUGAAACAAUUCAAUUGGCCCGGUGCUAAGAGAAGACUGUUACAGGUGUACAUCAGUUUAGCUUAGAAUUGUCCAUUUUAAUUUAUUUAAAACAAAUUAAUACAGUGUGUAUAAUCGUGGGUGCUUUUUAAGUUGAGAUGAUUUUAAUAGACUAGUGCCAGAAUAUCUGUAUAUAGGACUGUUCAUAAUUGUCAACAUUUUCUUACAGAAUUUAAUCUUGGUGUUGCAGCACUUAAUUAAAAGUGUGAUUUAACAAGGGAUAUUUCCCCCAAAAAAGUUAUGUUUGAAACAAGACUAACUUAAUACACACACACACACACACGUGUAUGCAUGCACAUACAGACAUACAGAAGUUAGUUUUUACUAUCUUAAGGUUUGUAACUCAUCAGCAUAUAUAUAUUAUGUGCAUAAAUACAAUAUAUAUAUAUACAGUGUGUACAGAGUAGUAGUGGGAAGUGUUCUCUCUUUUUUGACAUAAAAUAUGCAACAAAUCAAUAUUAACAAAUACGCACAAUCACACAUGCAUACACACACACACACACACACACACACACACACACACACACACACACACACACACACACACCAGUAUACGGUUUAUAUGCUCUUGAAAAUACUGACAGUUGUGAACAGCCCCUAAUAUGUCUGUUGCAGAAUGUGUGCAUCGACUCAGUGUACAGGGUAAUCAAAAUUAUUUUUAUUUGAGCUCCUGGUUACCUGUUUAUGUCCAUUUACUGUACAAUAUGUCACUGAGGAAAAUACAACAAUUAUUCCCCAUUUGUCAAAGCAAAUGAGAAUAUUAUAAUACUGCUGUUCAAAUGUAUGUGUGUGCGCAUGUUUUGUUUCUGUGCAUUUCGGUUAUUACUAUUUAUCCUGCAAACACUGUUUGAAUUGAGAGAUUAUGUUGACCAAUUCAAGUAAAGUGAUAAACUGUUGCUAGAAGUUUAUCACUUUUCAAGUGACUCCUUUUUACUUUGGAUUAGAUUUUCAAUUGUUUUGUUGUAUGUAAAAACAGAUUUGCGUCAUGGUAAAUAUAACAAAACAUGCACAUUCAUUGUUUUAAAAAUUUCAGUUACUUCGUAUUUUAACGUAUUUGAUGCAACAUCAUUAUAAUAUGCAAAAAGUUUAAAAUCCACAGACGCACACACAGGCAUAUAUAUAUAUAUAUUUAGGCAGACAUAUAUUUUUGUAAUUAUAAUUACCUAAGUGAAUAGGUUUGGAGGUUUUUUAUUGUUUAUCCUGUGGGUGAUAAAUUCACUAUUUUUGACUAAUUUAAACUAUGACAUUGUUUAUUAUAGGGGGGUUUUGUACUACAAAUUACUGAAUGCUACUGUUCUUUUAAAAUUACUUCAGUCAGUCAAAUUAUUUAUAAUUUUAAUUUUAUUAAUUAAUUUAAAAAUCAUUGACAAUUAGGUACCGUAGAUAAUUUUCAGACAUAUACAUGUAUGUACUAGUUUUUUAAAUUACGAAAUAGAUAUUUGAUUAAUUUGCUUUUUUGUUGUUGUAAACUUGUAUACCGGUAAAUAACAUUUAUUGAAGAAACAUUAUAUGAACUUUGCUUAGUAACACAGGUGUGAAGUACUUCUUUAAACUCGGUGAUUAUAUGAUGUUCACUUGGCAUAUUGACUGUGAUCAGUGUAUUAUUAUGCAUUAUCAUACACAGCAUUUCUAAUAGUAAUCAGUCCAUUGCUACACGUAAAUAAUGAAAAUCAUCGACAGAUGAUUAGUGUAAUUUUUUGUGAUUUGUUUUAUUUCUUGUUUUGUUGUUCAUAUUAUCAUGUUGUCCAAAUAACUGGCUAUGAUUCUCCAUUUACUGUAUUAAUUGUUAGGCUUUUUCUGUUUUCUAGCAACCAUGACAAAAUUUGUUGAUUUUUACUGCAAUUGCAGUUUAUGAACUAUUUUUCAGUUUUAAUGUCCAUAGAACAAUAAAACUUUGGUUUGUAUUUUUAAACAACUUUUAGCUAGUAAAAUAGAUAUUUGUUGGUGAUCAUGUUUGCUUGACAAGUGUCAGAUUUUUAGUUGAUGUAUAUUCCAAUAGCUAAAUAAAAGUGAGGGAAUAUUUUGUUCAGUAUCACGUCGUGAUUCACCACACAAGUUUCAGAGAUUACUACACAAUUUUAAAACAUUAAUUAUAAAUCAAUUUUCAAUUGAGUAGAAAUGUCACUAAUCAUACCUUGAAAACUAAAUGUUGCCUAAAAGGCAGAUUUUUUACAUAACAUAUUUUUCAUUCAGACCGCGAUAUCCAUGUGCACAUGUGCCUUCAUCAACAGUAUUUUCAUAUAUCAAACUCUACACCAUUAAAAAGGAAAUUGUUAUGAUGAAACUUAUGUAGUGUGGAAAACCAAAUAUAUCAAAGUAUUGUAAAUGACACCAAAAUGUGAACAUUUUGUAGGAUGUAUGUGAAAUAUGUGGAUGUUUACAGCAAAAGGGCACGUAUAUAUUGUAUGUCACAAACGUAUUACUGCCAAAAAAAAUUAUGCUUAUGUAAAAGAAUUUAUUUUUCUUAUUAGAUUGCAGAUAACACAAGGCUAUGCAAGUUAAUAGGUUGAGUUAUUUCAAAACUAUUUGUGUUACAUGUAUGUAAUACAUGUAUGUGUAUAAUGAAUUAAUCAAUCAUGCACAAAUCUGAAUAUUGUCAUCUUUGUAAUACUGAUUUUUCUUGUCAAAGAACGGUGGGGUGUUUAUCAUUCUCCUUCUUAAACAUUCCAGUUCAAAAUCAUGUUAUCACCUCACAAUGCACUAUGCAUAUUUGUGUAACAAUGUUAUUUGUUAAAGUUAAAAAUGUUGAAGCCUAAAAGGCCACAAAGAAAAUGCUGUUGCUUGAUUGUAUAAUAUUUGAUUAACUGAAUUUAAAUAAUUAUAAAUAAUUAUGAGUAACUGAAAUACAAAUAUCCGAAUUAUACUAGAGACAAUUGUAUUUGAUGUAUGAACUUUUGUUCUAAAUUAAUACAAUUAAGAAUGCUGAAUUAUGCUAUGAGAAAAUCGUAUUUCAUAUAAAAUGAGCUAUUGUUCAAAAUUAAUAAAAUUUUAAUGUUCUUUGGAAUGUUCUACUGAAUGAACUGCAAAUGUAUGACUGUCAGUUGUCCAAAUGUGGACACUAAACAUGUUUUUUAGCUCUAUGAUUUAUUAAUUGUAGAAUAUCUGGCGUAUAUACAUGUUUUUUAGCUCUAUGAUUUAUUAAUUGUAGAAUAUCUGGCGUAUUAUAUACAUGUAUUAUAUUUUGCAAGAGAGUGUGUUAGGAUUAUUAUUUUUAUUAGAAUUAUUUUACACCAUUUGCAUUAGAGACAGACUAUUUUUUUUAAUGAUCAUUUUAUUUUGGGGUAAGUAGGUUCAAGGAUUUUGGUUAGAGCAAAAAAGAACAAUGUUUGAUGACUUUAUGACCUGGUUAUGUUUUAGCAGAGACUUGGAGGACAAAUAUAAUAUAUUGUGUGAUGAGAUCGGAUUGAUAUUGCUAACUUUUAAAAGGAAAGAAAAUCUUCCUCAAGUUGAAUCAUUUUUAUUUGUUUUUUAAAUCCUUGUACCCACUCUCAAUAUGAAAUGGUCAGUAGCUUAAAUAAUAAACAAUUAUAUACAUUUAAAUUGUUACUGCAAGAUUGAAUUUUCUUACAAAAAUAAUUUAUAAUAAAAAUAUAUCUAAUA
Gigantopelta aegis is the source of this 5496-nucleotide messenger RNA. Its product is annotated as phosphatidylserine decarboxylase proenzyme, mitochondrial-like. NCBI's taxonomy places the organism in Eukaryota, Metazoa, Mollusca, Gastropoda, Neomphalida, Peltospiridae. Bases 584 to 1846 code for a protein of 420 amino acids. Gene Ontology annotation, biological process: phosphatidylethanolamine biosynthetic process. The record is from RefSeq and is a predicted model, not a curated record. The transcript has 5 exons. Gene Ontology annotation, cellular component: mitochondrion. Gene Ontology annotation, molecular function: phosphatidylserine decarboxylase activity.